Molecule: messenger RNA, 1136 nt
Organism: Scheffersomyces amazonensis
Lineage: Eukaryota; Fungi; Ascomycota; Pichiomycetes; Serinales; Debaryomycetaceae
Gene: SEC4
Product: Rab family GTPase
Exons: 1
Coding region: 359-985 (208 amino acids)
Biological process (GO): protein secretion; regulation of exocytosis; protein localization to plasma membrane
Cellular component (GO): endosome; plasma membrane
Molecular function (GO): GTPase activity; GTP binding
Source: RefSeq, a predicted model, not a curated record
CCUAUUCGCAUACAUAUUAAUUAUUCCUAUUUAAGAAGACAAAGACAAUGACAAAGAGAGACAGACAGAGACAGACAGAGAGAGUGAGAGAUAGUCGUGAACGAGACCAAAAAAUAGGAGCAGUUAUUGCACGCACAAAAAAAUAGCCAUAAUAAACUGACACAGAUUUUCCAAUCUUUAUAUUAAUUAAUUUAAUAGUGGAAGGAUUCGGGUUAUCUAUACAGAUUAAUUCAGAACUAUUAAGCUAAAUAUAAUUAAUAAAAUUUAGUAAAACAAAUUAAAUCUUUAAUAAAUUUAAUUAGUGAUUAAGAAAUAUUUUUUAAAAUUUUAUUAAGGAUAAAUUAUAUUAUAUUAUACUAUGUCAGCUAGAACUCCAUCAAGAUCUUAUGAUCUGAUAAUGAAAUUAUUAUUAGUUGGUGAUUCAGGAGUGGGUAAAUCAUGUUUAUUAUUAAGAUUUGUUGAAGAUAAAUUUAAUCCAACAUUUAUUACAACUAUUGGUAUAGACUUUAAAAUCAGAACUAUAGAAAGUAAAGGUAAAAGAAUUAAAUUACAAGUAUGGGAUACUGCUGGUCAAGAAAGAUUUAGGACUAUUACAACCGCAUAUUAUAGGGGUGCUAUGGGUAUAGUUCUUAUUUAUGAUGUAACCGAUUCAAGAUCUUUUGAAAAUGUUGAAAAUUGGUAUGAAACUGUAAUUCAACAUGCUAAUGAUGAUGCUCAAAUCUUUUUAGUAGGUAAUAAAUGUGAUGAUGAAGUUAAUAGACAAGUAUCAAAGGAACAAGGUCAAGCAUUAGCUUCAAGAUUAAAUAUCCCAUUUUUAGAAGCAAGUGCUAAAAGUAAUGAAAAUGUUGAUACUAUAUUUUAUGAAUUAGCCGGAAUUAUUCAAGAUAAACAUGCCAAUGAUGAACAAGCUGCACCAGCUUCAACUUCAGGUGGAGGUAUUAAUAUUAAUCAAACUGGUGCUAAUAUUAAGAGUAACUGUUGUUAGAAGAUGUUUAAUUGUGAUUUUAAUCUUGAAUUUAUUAUAAUCAAGACUGUUUUUAUAAAUAUAAUUCUUUUCUUCAAUCUUUGUCUUCAUAGUUAAUGUCUUCUAUAAUGACUUGUGUUAAAAAAUAUAUUACACUUUUACAAUAUAAUUA